Molecule: messenger RNA, 561 nt
Organism: Mesorhabditis spiculigera
Lineage: Eukaryota; Metazoa; Nematoda; Chromadorea; Rhabditida; Rhabditidae
Source: the annotation of a GenBank genome assembly
AUGUUGUGCCUCGUAGCCGCUUUCGAAAUCCAGGCCCAAGUCGUGAUCCCCGUUUUGAGAAGUAUCGCCGACGAGGGAGGGCAUGGGAUUACAGAUAAAUCUGGAUAUUACGUGAGUACCAUCCUCUACCUCACCUACACUUUUAUGAAUUUCCUAGUACCGCCAGUCAUUGCUAAAAUUGGCCCAAAGUGGGCAAUGGUGGCCGGUAUGCUGUGCUACGUUACCUAUAUGCUGGGCUUUUUGCACGUCGAGGGCUGGCUACUGUACUCGCUAUCGGCUCUGUUGGGUCUAGGAGCAGCUUUACUCUGGACGAGCUGCGGGGUGAACUUGGUGCGAAUUUCUGAGGAGAAGAAUGUAGCCAGGAACAGUGCAAUUCUCUGGACUACCGUGCAAUUUUCUCUCAUCGUCGGGGCCGCUUUCCUGAUUAUUGUUUUACGCAGCGAGGAGCUUUCCAAAAAGCUACCGCGUCAUCUACAUGGCGUGUGCCGUACUUGGGCUCGUUGGUGCCGGAAUUAUCGCGUUGAUGCCUACGCCGCAACUUCGCCGAGGCUCCUCUUCAAG